Nanorana parkeri is the source of this 723-nucleotide messenger RNA. Its product is annotated as mitochondrial inner membrane protease ATP23 homolog. Lineage: Eukaryota; Metazoa; Chordata; Amphibia; Anura; Dicroglossidae. The transcript is spliced from 6 exons. The record is from RefSeq and is a predicted model, not a curated record. Bases 1 to 720 code for a protein of 239 amino acids. Gene Ontology annotation, molecular function: metalloendopeptidase activity. Gene Ontology annotation, biological process: mitochondrial protein processing; mitochondrial proton-transporting ATP synthase complex assembly. Gene Ontology annotation, cellular component: extrinsic component of mitochondrial inner membrane.
AUGGCAGAAGAGAAUGAGACAGAAGAGAAGCCGACAAAAGAAGAUCUUGGCUACCAUCUGUUCCCGCAGAGGGACAGAAGAAAUCCUAGAAAGGAGUCCCUGGCAUCCAAGCUGUACUUUUUAAAGUUUAGAUGCCAGAACAGGCUAAAGUUGGCUUUGGCAGAAAACCCACAGAUAAAAAUACUUUUAAAUGCCAUGGGGCAGGCUGGUUGUACAGCUUACAUGGACAGACACUUUACUUGUGAAGAUUGUGAUGAAAAAGUAGGAGGGGGCUUUGAUUCAGCUACUUCUGAGAUUGUAUUAUGUCAAAAUACCAUUACCGAUCAAAAGCAAAUGAACAGGGUGGUUACACAUGAGCUGAUUCAUGCUUAUGAUCACUGUCGUGCACAUGUGGAUUUCUCAAGUAAUCUUCAACACCUUGCUUGUUCUGAGAUUAGAGCUGCCAGUCUUAGUGGAGACUGUUCCCUUACUAAUGAAAUGCUCAGGUUAAAGUUUGGGAUAAAGGGGCAUCACAAGACAUGUGUUCGAGAUCGAGCUGUUAAGUCCAUUCUAGCCACGAGAAAAGUCAGUCAAGAGGCUGCAGAAAAGACUGUGGAUGAAGUGUUUAAUUCGUGCUUCAAUGAUCAGGAACCAUUUGGUCGAAUACCUUAUAAUAAAGCUUCUGCACAUAUGUCAUACAAAGAGUAUAUGAAUCGGGGGAGGUAUUAUGGCAAUAUUUGACCA